Messenger RNA from Tachysurus fulvidraco (yellow catfish), 2577 nucleotides. It is a transcript of the gene fgfbp1a, whose product is annotated as fibroblast growth factor binding protein 1a. NCBI's taxonomy places the organism in Eukaryota, Metazoa, Chordata, Actinopteri, Siluriformes, Bagridae. The transcript has 2 exons. Gene Ontology annotation, biological process: cell-cell signaling. Gene Ontology annotation, molecular function: growth factor binding. The record is from RefSeq and is a predicted model, not a curated record. The coding region runs from base 537 to 1184 and encodes 215 amino acids.
CACGAAAAACUGAAUUAAAAAUGUAUGUUUUUGUCCUGGUUUCUUGCACAUUUUCAUACAUUUUCAAUUUGAUCUAAUUCUCCUACAAACUUUAACUACAAAUUCGAAUCAAAGCUAUAAAAAUGCAGAUUUGAACAUUUUAAAUUCAGAUACUGACAAUUUUAUUAUUCAGCAAAUAGCUGAAAACCAGUAGGCUCCAGUCAAAGACUUUAGGUUUGAUCUUCGUUCGCAUAUUUUUCAGGAAAAUACAAGAUUUAUUAUUUCUAAAGGUUACCAAUGAAAGACGAUGUCUGCAGGCAUGACUGCGUCACCAGGGACAAGCCAAUUCAAGUUCGCUGCCUAUGAAAUUAACAUUCCUGUAAGAGAUUAUCCAACACUGUGUGUGUGUGUGUGUGUGUGUGUGUGUGUGUGUGUGUGUGUGUGUGUGUGUGUGUGUGUGUGUGUGUGUGUGUGUGUGUGUGUGUUCUAUAAAAAGCCCUUUUCUAGAGUUCAGGUGUUAAGACACUAAACUCCAGCUGCACAUACAUGACAAGAUUAUGAUGGCAUGUUUAAAAGCCUUCACCCUGAUUCUUAUCUGUGUCUGCAUUCUGCAGCAAUUGCUGCAAGUGAAUACUCAGGUGAAGAAGGGAAGAGGAAAGAAAAAUCAGUACAGCCUGUCCCCAAAGCCAAAAGCACUUCCUCAUAAUCCUAAAAAGAGUAGCUCAAAAAACCCAAAUGUUGACGCCGUCCUAUUCAAAAGCCGGUUUGUGAAAGAAGACGGGAUGCGGUGCACGUGGGCAGCCACAGAAAGCAGCAUUGAAGAUGGUGUUGCAUUUGUCUUGAGCAUCACAUGCAAAAAAGGCACUGUACUCCACUGCGAGUACACAGCUAAACCCAGGCUGUGUCCUGAAAUCACAUCCAACAUUGAUGCAUUCUGGAAGCAGAUCAGCCGCUCCCUCAAGAAUCAGAACAAGUUAUGUCGUGACACCAAAGCUCUGAUCAGAGCCAGAAUGUGCAGAAUGGCACCUAAGGGUGCACACUUUGCUCUCAAAACCCCACCAAAGGUCCUCCCUACACCUGCAAGCAAGAACAGUUCAUGCCCAAACCUUCAUAAUAGAGAAAAAAUGGCUGAGGAGUAUUGUGGCAGCUCCUGGUCUUCAUUCUGUACCUUCUUCUUUGCUUUGGUUGAGACUGAGGAUUGCUGAAUGAGACAUGUGAAAAUGUUAUAUUUGUUGUCAUCUGUUAAUGCUAUAAAGUCUGAUAACACUAAAAGGUCUGUUAACCCUUCAAGAUCUGAUAAUGCUAGAAGGUCAAAGAAGAACUUCAGUAUUUUUUUUAAAUGAGUUUGUCACUGUGUUUGACUCAAACUUUUCUACACAUGAGAAUUACACUAUAUGGCCUUUAGUAGGUGGACAUCUGAACAUUGCACCCAUAUUUGGUUCUUUUCAAAACUAUUACCACAAAUUUGGAAACAUGCUAUUGUAUUGAAUGUCUUUGUGGGCUGUAGCAUUACAGUUUCUCUGCACUGGCACUAAGAAGCCCAAAACUUUUCCAGCAUCACAAUGUCCCUGUGCACAAAGCGAGCUCCCUUAAGAUAUGGUUUGCCAAGGUAGGGGUGGAAGAACCCGAGUGACCUUCACAGAACCCUAACCUCAACCAUUUGGGAUGAACUGGAAAACUGACUAAACCCCAGACCUCUUUUUCUGAUAUAAUUUCUGAAGGAACAAUGGAAAGCCUUCCCAGAAGAUUGGAGGUAUUUAUAACAAGUGGCACAUGCAGAUGUCAGAUGUCCUCAAACUUUUGGCCACAUUGUCUACGAAGCACAUUAAUAUUGGUGAUGUAAUUCAAUAUUCAAAGGAAAUAUGGAUUUUUUGAUUAAUUGUGUGUAAUCAGCAUUCAAAUUAUGCUUUAAAAAUUUUGGCGUAGCUAUCUAAAAUUUUGGUGUAGUUAUAUAUUUUGGUGUAGCUAUCUAAAAAUCUAGUUUAUAAAACAAUGACCCUUUUACAGAUAGAGAGGCUAAAUGCUAAACAUAGCUACAGUAGGUAGCAAAUAGUGUAGGUUUGUAGUUCAUGAACUAAAAAGAGUGUUGUUACAUCGUGACUCAACUUAAUUUGGGAGUAAAAAUCUUGGGGAUAAAGUAUAUGUUUAUGUCUUCAUAUGUUUAAGUAUUAACAGUGUGUAGGAUUCAGUGUGUUAAGAUGAAAAAUGAAAAGUAUCUUCCCUUCUUAUCUGCCAUAAAGCUUUAACUGUGUUCAUUUUUGUCUGUUUGUUAUUGUAAUUUGGUUCAGCUCUGUACAUUGUUAGAAAAAAAACAACAGAUUUUUAAAAGAAUAUAUCAGGAUGGUUGAAAGUUUUUUAAGCUAAUAGAUGCUCCCCUGAGGCUUCUUCUACAGUAACAGUAAUGUUAUUUUAAAAAACACAUUCAUUAACAAUUAAUGUUAAGUAUAAACCACAACCUGUGUUUUUUCUGCACUGGAUAAUUAUCAAUCUGUUACAACUGGUCACAAGUGUGUUAUGAACCUUGAAAAUGUGUUUAGUUGCUUCUCAUCUUGUGUGGAUUAACUGUCCCAAAAAUGAAAUUAAAUGUCAUCAAGUUCA